AUGGGCUCUGUUGCAAACGCCGACGUCACGCUGCCCGACGUUGUGGUCCCAAAGCGUGAAUCUAGUAUCGACAGAUAUACGUCGUCUUCAGCCUCGACGCCCGAACCGGGCGACGCCGCGGGAGGCAGCUCGGAGCAGGCGACCCAAGAGCCAACUCCCGUUCCCAAGCGCAAGGGAGGCAGGAAACCAAUCUAUGCGACAUCAGAGGAACGAAAGCAAAGAAACCGCCAAGCGCAAGCGGCCUUUCGCGAACGACGAACGGAAUACAUCAAACAACUCGAGACCACUAUUCAGCACCAUGAGGAGACUCUCCAGAAUCUCCAGCAGAGCCAUCGUGCGGCUGCGGAUGAGUGUUUGAUGUUACGAUACAAGAACUCGUUGUUGGAGCGCAUUCUCCUCGAGAAGGGUAUUGAUGUCCAGGCUGAACUCGCCCUCAAAGGGAGUCCCAACCUUCGACCCCAUCGCGCCCCUCCCAUCACCGGUCAGGCAUCGCCUAUGCAGAAGGCAAUGUUGAGCCGACAGCAGCAAGCGAAGAACCGGCCGGUGAUGGCACCCCCCAUUCAGACUGUAAAUCCAUCUUCCCAGGCUGGCGGACAACGAAAUUUCGCAGGCUCACCUACAGGGCAGCCCACUCCCCCAUCCCAGCAUUCCUCCCCUUCGACAGCAAGAUCGCCUGGAUUUGCUUUGCAAGGUGGGAUGACCUCACCUGCGACGGAGAUGGCAGCUCAGCAAACCCAACAGCACCAACAGGCACGGCCUUUACCCCCUUCCCAGCAAAACCCAUUCCCGUCGCAGCAUAGGGCUCAGGCACGAUCCAUAUCCACCCCGGGCGCUUCACAAGCGUUCCCUCCGCGAACGCAACCGACCUCUAGUGUACAAGAUAGUUACUAUCCAGCUUCAUUCCAGAAGCAUUAUACUCAACUCGGCAAGCUGACCCAACAGGAGUACGAUGCGCAAGCCGAUAUGAUAGAUGAAAUGGACGGCGACGAUGUCGACACGGACAGUUUCAUCCCGAACUUUCGACUCCCUCCCAUGACCACGGCGUCGGGCAUCCCCAUAGGCAUGCAAGCAUCGCCGCCAAUGACGACUGGUGCCGCAAGCGACGGCGGAGGUGGCGGCGGCGUUUUGAUCGAUCCUUACGACCCGAUGUUGGAUGCGGACCCUUUCGGCUUAACAGCGAGUAUGCAUUUUCCGAAUCCCUACGCAUAUCCACCAACGCAGCCUCGGAGCGCCAAGAUUGUGCGGAAGUCGAAUGAUGAUUUUGUCUCUUGCUCAAUCGGCACGGCCUUUGCACCCAACUAUCUCUUAUACCAGACUCAACCUUCCUCGACUCGACAAGGUCCUGCAUCUAGGGACGUUGUCCAGGUCGAGCGUCUCACCUCUCAAUACUCGAGUUGGAGUUUUAAUCAAGGAAGCCUUCACGGAAGGCGCUCGAGAGGCAACGUCAUGGCCGACGUCAAGAGCAAGAACCUCUACGAGCUAUUGGGCAACACCUCGGAUCAGGAUUCUGACCGCGAGCCUGAUCCACCUACCAAAGCCGUCGACAAACCAGCUGCUCGACAUGGCAAACGCGAUGCUCCAAAGACAGCCCCUACCGAACCUGAAAGCGUAGCCACCCGUGGCCGCGGUGGACGUCGCGGCGGUGGAUUUACUGGAAAUGAAGCAGCAUUCCGCGAUCGCGCCACCGGUAGAAACUUCAACCGCGAUCAACCAACUGACGGCGGUGGUCAAGAUGGCUACGGCAAUCGUCCGGGUCGUGAACGCGGCCCCGGCACGCGACGAGUCGGACGUGGACCCUGGGGACCACGUCGAGCCGGCGACCGCCAUAGUCGCACUGGCGUAACUGACCAUCCGAAGCAAGUGGAACAUGGAUGGGGUGAAAACACCGGCGAUGGUGAAUGGGCUGACGAAAAGGCUGGAGAGGUCAUUGCCAAAGAAGAAGACAAGGAAGAAGCCAAAGAAGGUGGAUGGGAUGCCAGCCAGAACACUACAUGGAAUGAAAACCCAGAGCCCACCACCAUUCCCGAGGAUGACGAGGCAGUCCCCGAACCUGAACCUGAGCCAGAGGAUACCAGCAAAUCAUAUGCCGACUACUUGGCAGAACAAGCCGCUAAGAAAAUGGAGGGACUUGGUCUCAAGGAAGCUCGAGCACCCAACGAAGGCGCAAAGGAGAACAAGAAAUGGAAGUCGGCCAAGGAAUUGACAAGAGACGAGAACGAGGACUACUUCAAGGGCGAGGAGAAGUCGAAAGCCCACCGAGAGCGAACCACAAAGAAAGAAUUCCUCGACAUUGACUACAGCUUCAAGGAACAGCCACGUGAAUCUCGUGGCCGUGGUGGCCGCGGUGGCGGCAGCGGCACCAGAGGACGUGGUGAUCGUGGCGAAUUCCGUGGCGGACGUGGACGUGGACGUGGUGAAUCACGUGGCGAGUCUCGUGGUCGUGGCCGUGGUCGUGGCGGCGAUGGUCCAGGUGUCGCCGUCAACGACGAGAACGCUUUUCCCAGCCUUGGUGGAAAGUGA
Messenger RNA from Rhinocladiella mackenziei CBS 650.93, 2520 nucleotides. RefSeq lists its product as uncharacterized. Gene Ontology annotation, cellular component: RNA polymerase II transcription regulator complex. Lineage: Eukaryota; Fungi; Ascomycota; Eurotiomycetes; Chaetothyriales; Herpotrichiellaceae. The transcript has 9 exons. The record is from RefSeq and is a predicted model, not a curated record. Bases 1 to 2520 code for a protein of 839 amino acids. Gene Ontology annotation, molecular function: transcription cis-regulatory region binding; DNA-binding transcription activator activity, RNA polymerase II-specific.